Molecule: messenger RNA, 1119 nt
Organism: Naegleria gruberi
Lineage: Eukaryota; Heterolobosea; Eutetramitea; Acrasida; Naegleriidae
Exons: 1
Coding region: 1-1119 (372 amino acids)
Source: RefSeq, a predicted model, not a curated record
AUGUCGGAAAAUGUUGUAUUACAAUUGGAUGAAGAUUGGAGUGGUAUGAAGAGUAAUUGUUUACUGGACAAGUUACAAGCUCGCUUCCUACUUCAAGCUAAGAGUAUGAAAAAGUAUCUGGAGCAUAUUGAUGAAUUCUUUGCAUCUGAAUCAAACAAAUUCCCAAUAGAAUUCUACGAUGAUAGGCAAGUCUUGAUGAGAGCCUUUGAGGAGGGACAUACAAUCUUUCCUGAAUUCCUUAAUGAUUCAUUGAAGAAGGAUCGAGAAUUGGUCUUACAUGCUGCUAAGGUUGGUCCUGUAUUUGACUGGGCAAGCUCGGAGUUUCUCAAAGAUUUUGAAAUUGUCUUGGAGAUGGUCAAGUAUGAUACCAAAGUUGCAGAUCAUUUGCCAGCAAGUAUUAUUAAGGAUAGAGAGAAGGUUAAGAUGUUAGUGCAGGCAAAUGGUGAAAUAUUGGACUCAUUAAGCAUGUUUGACAGCGAUAGAGAAAUUGGAUUGUUAUCUGUGAGGAGUGGAGGAUCAAUUCCUCUUGCCUUUCUUCGUGAUAAAGAGUUUGUAAAAGAGUAUCUUCUGAGGCAUCCUAGAGAGGCCAGAGAUGUUAAAGAUAAGGAUCUAGCCAUAGAAAUAGUGAAGGCGUUUCCUCAUGUUCUACCUUAUUUACCAACAAAUUUGCAACGUGAUAGAGAUGUAGUUUAUGAAGCAAUCAAGAUCAAUGGUUCGUUGUUGAAUCAAAUCAGUACUGAUAAAUUUAAGCAAGAUAGGGAAUUGCUGUUAGCAGCUUGUAAGACUGGCUACUCAAUUGAUUCACAAAUGGUAAAGCAAUUUUAUAAUGACAGAGAGAUUUUAAUUGCUUCUCUUGAAUCAAAUCCAUAUUUCAUUAAUUGUUUAAGUAAGGAGUUACAAGGAGACAAGGAAUUUCUCAAAAAAAGUUUGGUAACCCUGGGCACUCUUCCAUUCAAUAAUUUACCUGAUAAUCUAUGCAAUGAUAAGGAUUUUAUGAGGGAGUUGAUUAAUCUCAAUCCGAUAACGUACGAACUUUUAUCAGAAGAAUUGAGAAGUGAUAGAGAACUGGCAGUUUUAGCCCUGAAAAAGAGGGGAGAAUUGCUUGAAUUUGUCAAAUGA